Mercenaria mercenaria is the source of this 2036-nucleotide messenger RNA. RefSeq lists its product as uncharacterized. Gene Ontology annotation, biological process: amino acid transmembrane transport. The coding region runs from base 395 to 1876 and encodes 493 amino acids. The record is from RefSeq and is a predicted model, not a curated record. NCBI's taxonomy places the organism in Eukaryota, Metazoa, Mollusca, Bivalvia, Venerida, Veneridae. Gene Ontology annotation, molecular function: amino acid transmembrane transporter activity. Gene Ontology annotation, cellular component: vacuolar membrane. The transcript has 18 exons.
ACUUCCGGUUGUCAUUUCCACGCGUCAAAACAAAACUUUGGAAUUUAUAACCAUUUUUGAGCUUAAUACGUUAAAAUUAUUACAGAACAUGAAUGAACAUUGAUAAGCUUCUAAAGAGGCUAUACAAAAUUACUUUGCAAAUCUUCAAUGCCCUCGGAUUUAUGAAAAAUUUAUGCAGCAAAACCAAAUAUUUUGACUUUUCAGUUUUUUGAUUAGAGCGCUGUAGUUGAAUUUUUUUACAAAUAACAUUUCAGUUCUAAAUAAAGAAGUUUCAGUAGUUUUGCAGCAUUAUAUAUGUGUUGAAAAUUACGCUUGUUAAGGGAUAAAUUCUUGAAGCCAAGGAUUUGAAGGAGGUUGGCUCGAUAGUUGAUAGGAAGAUAAGGAGAACGUGACAAUGACUGUGGCAGGCGGUUCGUCUGGGUCUGGCUCAAAGAGCCCAGUGAAAAUACUUGCAAACAUCUUCAUUUCGUUUAUUGGUGCUGGUGUUCUUGGUCUGCCAUUUGCAUUUAAGGAGGCUGGUAUAUUAGAAGGUGCAAUUGUGAUGAGUCUUGUGGGCAUGAUCAGCGUGAAAGCCAUGUUGCUGCUGAUUGACUGUAAGUACAGAAUCCUGGAGAAAUACCAUCCGCCAAUCAAAAAGCAUGGAGACAGCUUCAUCACAGAGGUAACACUUGAUCACACUGAGGAGACUGAUGGCCUUAUGGAUGGUGAAGUUAAAACAGACAGUGACAUGGAAAUUGAGAAAAAGGCAAAUUGCACUUGGCACGACAAAAUUGAAGAUAGUCGUAAUGGCUUUUGCACAUUUUCUAACAUGAAGAAUCAACAGGAGCCAGCCAAUACAGAGAUUACAUAUGGAGAUGUUGGUUACCAGGCUAUAGGACAUGCAGGUAGAAUGUUGGUUGACAUGGCUAUAGUCAUAUCACAAACAGGCUUUUGUUGUGCGUACAUAAUUUUCAUCACAGAGAAUUUAUCAGCUUACUUCCCAAACAUGAAAAUGCAAGUUUGGCUCCUGAUUCUUCUACCUCCACUUUCUCUUCUCACGUUAGCCAGACAUCUUGGUGGACUUGCAUUGACAAGUUUACUCGCUCAGUGUUCAAACCUGUUUGCAUUUGCGGUUGUAUUAUGGUUUGAUUUUGAACAUCUUCAUACCAUUGAAGUUCAUCCAAAGAAGAUGAAGUUAAAGGGUCUUCCAUUUUUUCUAGCUAUAUCUAUCUAUUGUUAUGAGGGUGCUGGUAUGAUACUUCACCUUGAGUCAUCAGUAGCAGAAUCAGUUAGAUAUAAAUUUAAAAGGUAUUUUAUAACAACAAUGGUUAUAGUAACAUCGAUGUAUGUAUCAUUUGGAAGCUGUGGAUAUGCCUCUUUUGGAAAAGAAACAAACCAAAUAAUUACAUUGAAUUUACCUCAAGGAGAAUCUCUAGACUUCUCAAUGAUAGUCAAGUCAUGUUUGUGUCUAGCUUUAUUUUUUACUUACCCAGUAAUGAUGUUCCCUGUAAUGCAGAUUUUAGAUGGUUAUCUCAUUUGGGAGCCAGAAAACAAUAAAGGAAAAGGGAAUGUGUUACGGAUCUCAAUGGUUGUACUGACAGGAUUUAUAGUGUUAAUGAUUCCAAGUUUCUCUAACAUCAUGGCUCUUGUAGGAGCCACAUGCUGUACUCUGCUAGCAUUUACACUGCCAGGGCUCUUCCAUAUGACCAUAUUUAAAGGGACUCUUUCAAAAUGCCAAGUAUUCUUUGACUGGUUCUUGAUCAUUCUUGGUAUUAUUGGGGCAAUUAUUGGAACACUGGAUACGCUCAACAGACUUGCAAAAUUAGGAGCAGUGGAGCAAAUACCUCGUGAUAUUUUAGCCAAUCAGACGGCAGUAGCUGCUACAGGGCAGAAAUAAUGAGCUAAAUAUUGAAAUAGCAAUUCUGUGAUUUUAAAAUUCAUCAACGUAUAUUUCAUUCUGAUUACAAAGUGGACCAAAUCAUGAUGAAAGAACCUGCCGAAAAUAUAGCAGAUCAAAGAUUAUAUGAGCCGCGCCAUGAGAAAACCAACAUAGUAGG